AUGAUUGAUUUCGUUGUCUUUCGUGUGCAAAUCUUCUCCGGUGUUCCGCUGACCGUAGUGGAAAUAAUUGCGUCGGCCAUCACUCCCUAUAAAAACGGCACGGAUCAAAAUGCACCAAACGUCGAGAAGAUAUUAAUUGAAGCAAUUGUUCAGAAUAUCACAAAUCGUAGGAAUUCUAUGAGUGAGCUCAUUAGUCUUCAUUCCAAAGCACAUGUUCUCCUAGAAACAAAUCUACCUCCAGAAUGUGGAAAGGUGAUUGACAAGUACAAAGAAAUGUGGCUAUCAUUCAGCGGUGUAAGUUGGUGCGCAAUUGCAAUGGUGAAUACGCCUAAGAUGAGGGUUGCUGGAUCUCUCGUUACUGAGCUGUUGCUCCUGACCAUUAACUUAAGGAGGACGACUCUUUCUGGUCUAGUGAGGAACAAUUCACGGAGCUGGAGCUCCUGUAUUUAUAUAUUCACUGCCAAAGGCUUGGAGAUAUGCAUAGACCAAGGGAAUAAUUGGCGCAGUUAUGACACCAUAAGAGCUGCAGUUGCGACAUCACUUCUGUCCUCCAGCGGAGUUUCACAGACGACCUGA
Lindgomyces ingoldianus is the source of this 576-nucleotide messenger RNA. RefSeq lists its product as uncharacterized. The transcript has 4 exons. NCBI's taxonomy places the organism in Eukaryota, Fungi, Ascomycota, Dothideomycetes, Pleosporales, Lindgomycetaceae. The record is from RefSeq and is a predicted model, not a curated record. The coding region runs from base 1 to 576 and encodes 191 amino acids.